UGUUGUAAUUUACUGGUAACCUACAAACAUAUGGAACCAGAGUCAUGCUUGUCUGAACACUGUUAAACUCCUGCUAGGUCCUGCUCUCCAUCCAUCUCCCUUCAGCGUUUGAAAAGCAACGCAAACAUCUGUAAAACAUUUCUUCUCUCUGAGAUAAGAUUUCCUCAUUCAGCUCGGGCGUGUAAAAACACAACAGUCUGGCCAGUGCUCAGAGCUGUGAGGGAGCUUUUGGUGAGGCUGCACCAGAAACCAGUUUCUCUACAGCGGAUUUAAAGUGUUUUUCCAAGAAUUAUGGAUGUUCAAAGGAUUUGCUUGAUGUUUUGCCUUCUCCUGCUGGCACACUGCACCUUCCAGCAGACAACAUCCUCCUCAAAGAGAAAAAAUGGCAAGAAAGACAAUGCUGCAAUUGAGGAGCUGAAGAAACAGAUCAAUGACAUUGUUCAAGAGCUGAAUUUGCUGAAAGAGCAGCAAGCUUUACAGACAGUUUGUCUGCGAGGCAUCAAAAUCCUUGGCAAGUGUUUCUUGGCUGACCCAGUGAAGAAGAACUUCCACGCAGCCAGUGAUGACUGCAUCGCCAAAGGUGGCAGCCUGAGCACUCCUCUGACAGGAGAUGAGAACGACCAGCUUUACAGUUACGUGCGUCAGAGCAUCGGCCCAGAGGAGCACGUAUGGCUGGGCGUCAAUGACAUGGUGACCGAUGGCCAGUGGGUGGACCAGUCAGGCUCUAAUGUGCGCUUCAAGAACUGGGAGACAGAGAUCACCCUGCAGCCAGACGGAGGGCGCAGCCAGAACUGCGCCAUCCUCUCCACCACAGCCAACGGGAAGUGGUUUGAUGAGAACUGCCGAGCUGAGAAAGCUUCUGUGUGUGAGUUCAACAUCGUCUGAGGGAUGUCCACUGACUUUAACAUCACUGUGCAGAUAUGAACAUUAAAGUGCUUGCAGAAAAGAAUGACAUAUGUAGAGUAUCAGGUACACUCAUGUAAUAUAUUGAAAAAGUAAUACUGUGCAUGUUUUUUUUAACCUCACAUUUUCUUGAGCAAGUCAUUCAGAUGUCGGUUCACAGUGGGGUGGGGUACAGUAUGUCUUUGCAUAAGCUAAACUCAUUGAGACAACAACACCUCUCAAAUUCUCCAGCAAACUCUUAUAGCAUAUUCAUGAAGGUAAACACCACUGGAUGGCUUGUUUUUGUUCUACCUUUCACUGAAGAGCAUUAUGCCUUAAAGCUGCUCAUGUUAUAUUGUAUAAUGUUAAUAAACGUGUCUUCUCAGUUGUAA
Larimichthys crocea (large yellow croaker) is the source of this 1274-nucleotide messenger RNA. RefSeq names its product C-type lectin domain family 3, member Ba (gene clec3ba). NCBI's taxonomy places the organism in Eukaryota, Metazoa, Chordata, Actinopteri, Sciaenidae. The transcript has 3 exons. Bases 292 to 885 code for a protein of 197 amino acids. The record is from RefSeq and is a predicted model, not a curated record. Gene Ontology annotation, biological process: bone mineralization; ossification.